Myotis brandtii (Brandt's bat) is the source of this 2020-nucleotide messenger RNA. RefSeq names its product NOP2/Sun domain family, member 4 (gene NSUN4). Gene Ontology annotation, cellular component: mitochondrial large ribosomal subunit. Lineage: Eukaryota; Metazoa; Chordata; Mammalia; Chiroptera; Vespertilionidae. The record is from RefSeq and is a predicted model, not a curated record. The coding region runs from base 493 to 1647 and encodes 384 amino acids. Gene Ontology annotation, molecular function: methyltransferase activity. The transcript has 6 exons. Gene Ontology annotation, biological process: rRNA methylation.
GGCUAUAAGAAAAUAAAUACAUAUUAGGUGGUAAUAAGUUAUAAGAAUAAAAGUAGGGUAAGAGCACAGCUAUUGACUGGUGGUGUAGUGUGUACUAUUAAAUAUGGGGCCAAUCAACCAGCAAGUCCUGUGCUUUCUCUCUUUUAAUUAUAAGUGGGACCUAACCCCUUCAGUACCAACUGCUAGCUCCCAGGCCUCCCUGACACCCCCUUCUGGGAUGAGGACUGCACGGAGUCUCUCCCAAUGCACCAAGCAUCCAGGCGGAGCCAGCAUUCCGAGCGAGUAGCUGCUCUGGUCCAGCAUCCUCAAGGGAACCCUCGAUGGUCCAGCAUCCUCAAAAGAACCCUGGAGGGGCCGGUUGGCCCCUGAGAGUCCGGGUGGGCGGAGCCUCCGUCAGCCCCGCCCCCUACGGCGGAGCGGCGCGCGCCACCUCGGAACGCCGGCGUCUCGCGCAGCAGUUCCGGUCGGAACUACCCGGCGGGGCACGCUGACAUGGCUGCGCUGGUAGUGAGCGGGGCUCGGCACCUGCUGAGGCGAGCGGACUUCGCGAAGGUCCUGCGGAGACACCGACAUAAGAAGAAAUGGGCUGCCACAGAGCCCAAAUUUCCUGCCACUCGCCUGGCUCUGCAGAAUUUUGACAUGACCUACGGUGUGCAGUUUGGAGAUCUUUGGCCAUCGAUCCGGGUCAGUCUUCUCUCAGAGCAGAAGUAUGGUGCACUGGUCAAUAACUUUGCUGCCUGCGAUCAUGUGAGUGAUGAACUGGAGCAGCUGCAUGCCAGAGACUUUGUGAAUAAAGCCCACUCCCAUGGGGAACUGGAGCCUGAGAGUGGCCAAACGACAGCUCCAUCCCCCGCUUCCUGGGCCUGCAGUCCAAACCUUCGAUGCUUCACUUUCACCAGAGGGGAUGUCAGCCGUUUCCCUCCUGCCAGGCUUGGCAGCCUAGGUGUCAUGGACUACUACCUGAUGGAUGCUGCCUCCUUGCUGCCUGUCCUGGCCCUUGGCCUGCAGCCCGGCGACACGGUGCUUGACUUAUGUGCAGCCCCCGGGGGGAAGACACUAGCAUUGCUUCAGACUGGCUGUUGCCGCAAUCUUGCUGCCAAUGAUCUCUCCACUUCCCGAACAGGCAGACUUCAUAAGGUCCUUCACAGCUAUGUACCUCAAGAUGUUAGGGAUAAAAGUCGAGUUCGAGUCACCUCAUGGGAUGGCAGGAAGUGGGGAGAACUGGAGGGGGACACCUAUGACCGGGUGCUGGUGGAUGUGCCCUGUACCACAGACCGCCACUCCCUUCAUGAGGAGGAGAACAACAUUUUUCAGCGGUCGAGAAAGAAGGAGCGGCAGAUGUUACCUAUGCUGCAGGUGCAGCUUCUUGCGGCUGGACUUCUUGCCACAAAACCAGGAGGCUACGUUGUCUAUUCCACCUGCUCACUCUCACACUUACAGAACGAGUAUGUGGUUCAAGGUGCCAUCGAGCUCCUGGCCAAUCAAUAUAACAUCGAAGUUCGGGUGGAAGAUCUGACUCACUUCAGAAAGCUUUUCAUGGACACGUUCUCUUUUUUCCCAUCCUGCCAGGUUGGGGAGCUGGUAAUCCCGAACCUCAUGGCCAAUUUUGGGCCUAUGUACUUUUGCAAAAUGUGUAGACUGACAUAGCAUCACCCUGUUCCUGGAGCCCUGGUGUGUGAAGACAAAGGGUGUACUUCCAAGGAGGCACCGGAAACUGAGACCAUUGGCAAAGAUGCACUCUGGGUCCUAUCUCCAUCGUGUUCAAGUCUUUCUAUAGUUUUUAGCAAUAGGAAGUAGGAGUUUUUCUGUCCUGCUGUCCAAUUGUGGAGCACCAGCAGGUUUCUAACUCACUUAUUAUACUCCACCUCCCACUUUCCAUCUCUAAGCCUAUACUAAACGUUCCUGCUCCAUUGGGGGCUUAGGAGGAGGAGCCAGUGAGCAGGCCCACAGUUUAUACUGUAAACUUGGGAAGAAGCAUUUAGUCAAUAAAAUUGUUGAAGCUCCAAAGAGCUGAGGCUGU